Sorex fumeus (smoky shrew) is the source of this 5573-nucleotide messenger RNA. It is a transcript of the gene ARAP3, whose product is annotated as ArfGAP with RhoGAP domain, ankyrin repeat and PH domain 3. The transcript has 33 exons. Gene Ontology annotation, molecular function: GTPase activator activity; phosphatidylinositol-3,4,5-trisphosphate binding; protein binding. The coding region runs from base 75 to 4721 and encodes 1548 amino acids. Gene Ontology annotation, biological process: positive regulation of GTPase activity; signal transduction. Gene Ontology annotation, cellular component: ruffle. The record is from RefSeq and is a predicted model, not a curated record. Lineage: Eukaryota; Metazoa; Chordata; Mammalia; Eulipotyphla; Soricidae.
GGCCCCGAGCUCGGACAGCGCGGCGGUCCCGCGCAGCGGACGCGGCAGCGUGGCGAGCAAUGGCCUGAGCCCCCAUGGCUGCCCCUCAGGACCUGGACAUCGCCGUGUGGCUGGCCACAGUGCACCUGGAGCAGUAUGCGGACGCGUUCCGGAGGCACGGCCUGGUUACUGCGGCAGCGGCCCGGGGCCUGGGCCACGACCAGCUGAGGCAGUUGGGCAUCAGUGCCACCGGGCACCGGAAACGCAUUCUGCGCCUGCUGCAGGCCAGCACUGCUGAGAGCUCGCCAGACCCACAGUCGGACAGUGCCAUGGAGCCAUCUCCCAGCUCAGAUUCCCAAGCCCAGCCUGCCAGGCCGGUGCCCAAGCCCAGGACAGUGUUCGCGGGGCUUAGUGGCCCUGCCACCACCCCGAGGCCUGGGUGGAGCCCGGCCUUCUGGAGACCAGAAGCCUCCAGGAGCCCCGACUGCGGCCCUGGAUCCCCACCCUGCCCCAAUGCCGCUGAACCCCCUUCAUCCUCAAGCACCAUGGAAAUGAUGCCCAAUGCCAUCUAUUUUGGCCUGGACCUCCGAGGGAGGCCCCAGGCAGCUCAGGACAGUGCCCCAGACACCGCCCAGACAGCUGCCCCCAGCCCAACUCUCAGGCCCACUGUGGGCACAGUGCACAUCAUGGACCCUGGUUGCCUGUACUAUGGUGUCCAGCCUGUGGGGGUCCCAGGUACCCCUGACAGAAGAGAGGGAAGAGGUCUCUGCCAAGACCGGACUGAACACAGGCUCAGUCGGCAAGACCGGGAGGAUGCUGGCUAUGCCAGUCUAGAGCUUCCUGCGGAAGCCACCCUCUCGCUGCCCAGCCUGGACACAGAGGAGACCAGCGAUGACCUCAUCUCCCCCUAUGCCAGCUUCUCCUCCACGGCUGACCGCCCCAUGCCCCUGCUCAGUGGCUGGCUGGACAAGCUCUCCCCUCAAGGAAACUACGUUUUCCAGAGGCGCUUCGUGCAGUUCAAUGGCCGGAGCCUGAUGUACUAUGGCAGUGACAAGGACCCCUUUCCCAAGGGCGUGAUCCCGCUGACCGCCAUUGAGAUGACCCGCAGCAGCAAGGACAACAAGUUUCAGGUCAUCACUGGCCAGAGGGUGUUCGUGUUCCGCACAGAGAGCGAGGCUCAGCGGGAUGUGUGGUGCACCACCCUGCAGUCCUGCCUGCGUGAGCAGCGCCUCCUGGGCCCCCCGCGUGCCCCCCAGACGCCCCGCCCGCUCCGGACUGGCCCGCUGGAACUGCGGGGACAUAAGGCCAAGGUGUUCGCUGCCCUGAGCCCCGGGGAGCUGGCCUUGUACAAGAGCGAGCAGGCCGCCUCGCUGGGCAUUGGGAUCUGCUUCAUUGAGCUGCAGGGCUGCAGCGUCCGGGAGACCAAGAGUCGAAGCUUUGACCUGCUCACGCCUCUCCGCUGCUUCAGCUUCACAGCCGAAUCUGGGGGGGCUCGGCAGAGCUGGGCGGCCGCUCUGCAGGAAGCAGUGACCGAGACCCUGUCUGACUACGAGGUGGCCGAGAAGAUCUGGUCGAAUCGGGCAAACCGGCAUUGUGCGGACUGUGGGGCCUCACGCCCAGACUGGGCCGCUGUCAACCUGGGCGUGGUCAUCUGCAAGCAGUGUGCAGGUCAGCACCGGGCCCUGGGAUCGGGGAUCUCCAAGGUGCAGAGCCUCAAGCUGGACACGAGCGUGUGGAGUAACGAGAUCGUGCAGUUGUUCAUUGUCCUGGGAAAUGAUCGUGCCAACCGCUUCUGGGCAGGGGCUCUACCUCCAGGUGAGGGGCUGCAACCAGACACCAGCCCCGGCACCCGGGGAGAGUUCAUUUCCCGGAAGUAUCGUCUGGGGCUCUUCCGGAAGCCCCAUCCUCAGUAUCCAGAUCAUGGGCAGCUUCUUCAGGCGCUGUGUGCAGCUGUUGCAGGUCCCAACCUGCUGAAGACCAUGACGCAGCUCCUGUGUGCUGAGAGCUCAGAGGGAGAUGAGCCCUGGUCCCCCUCGGGCCUCGAAGGCGGCUUCCCUGGAAUCCUGCCCCCAGACCCCUCCCCGGGUGUGUACAACGAGGUGGUGGUUCCUGCCACUUACAGCGGCUUCCUGUACUGUGGCCCUGUCAGCAGCAAAGCGGGACCAGCACCCCCACGCAGGGGCCGGGAUGCGCCCCCCCGGCUGUGGUGUGUGCUGGGAGCAGCUCUGGAAAUGUUUGUGUCAGAAAACAGCCCUGACGCGCUCGGCCUCAUCCAGCCCCAGGACGUUGUGUGUCUGGGCGUGAGCCCCCCUCCUGCCGACUCCGGAGACCUGGACAGGUUCCCGUUUUCCUUUGAGCUCAUCCUCACUGGGGGACGGAUCCAGCAUUUUGGCACGGACGGGGCUGAUAGUCUGGAGGCCUGGACCAGCGCACUGGGCAAGUGGUUCUCCCCGCUGAGCUGUCACCAGCUGCUGGGUCCCGGGUUGCUGCGGCUGGGCCGACUCUGGCUGCGCUCGCCCUCCCACACGGCCCCAGCUCCUGGCCUCUGGCUGUCAGGGUUUGGCCUCCUUCGUGGGGACCACCUGUUCCUAUGUUCAGCGCCAGGCCCGGGUCCCCCAGCUCCCGAGGACAUGGUGCAUCUACGGCGGCUUCAGGAGAUCAGUGUGGUCUCUGCAGCCGACACCCCAGACAAGAAGGAACAUUUGGUUCUGGUGGAGCCAGGAAGGACCCUGUAUCUACAGGGCGAGGGCCGGCUGGACUUCUCAGCAUGGAACGCCGCCAUUGGGGGUGCAGCCGGUGGGGGCGGCACCGGGCUGCAGGAGCAGCAGAUGAGCAGAGGGGACAUCCCUAUUAUCGUGGAUGCCUGCAUAAGCUUCGUCACCCAGCACGGGCUGCGGCUGGAGGGUGUCUACCGGAAAGGGGGUGCCCGCGCACGCAGCCUGCGGCUCCUGGCUGAGUUCCGACGGGAUGCCCGCUCAGUCAAGCUGCGUCCCGGCGAGCACUUUGUGGAGGAUGUCACCGACACACUCAAACGCUUCUUUCGAGAGCUCGAUGACCCUGUGACCUCUGCGCGGAUGCUGCCUCGCUGGAGGGAGGCUGCCGAGCUGCCCCAGAAGAAUCAGCGCCUGGAAAAAUACAAGGAAGUGAUCAGCUGCCUGCCUCGGGUCAACCGCCGCACGUUGGCCACCCUCAUCGACCAUCUUUACCGGGUGCAGAAGUGUGCGGCUCUAAACCAGAUGUGCACACGGAACCUGGCCCUGCUGUUUGCGCCCAGCGUAUUCCAGACCGAUGGGCGAGGGGAGCAUGAGGUGCGGGUGCUACAGGAGCUCAUCGACAGCUAUGUCUCUGUCUUUGAUAUCGACUCUGAUCAGGUCGCUCAGAUUGACCUGGAGGUUAGCCUAAUCACCACCUGGAAGGACGUGCAGCUGUCCCAGGCCGGGGACCUCAUCAUGGAGGUUUAUAUAGAGCACCAGCUCCCAGACAACUGUGUCACCCUGAAGGUUUCCCCAACCCUGACUGCGGGGGAGCUGACGAACCAGGUACUAGAGAUGCGGGGAGCAGCCACUGGCACAGACUUGUGGGUGACAUUUGAGAUUCGAGAGCACGGGGAACUUGAGCGGCCGCUGCACCCCAAAGAGAGGGUCCUGGAGCAGGCUCUGCAAUGGUGCCAGCUCCCAGAGCCUGGCUCGGCUUCCUUGCUCCUGAAGAAAGUCUCCCUGGCGCAGGCCGGCUGCCUCUUCACGGGUAUGCGGCGGGAGAGCCCGCGGGUGGGGCUGUUGCGGUGCCGGGAGGAGCCGCCCCGCUUGCUAGGAAACCGCUUCCAGGAGAGAUUCUUCCUGCUGCGGGACCGCUGCCUGCUGCUUCUGAAGGAGAAGAAGAGCUCUAAACCGGAACGGGAGUGGCCUUUGGACGGGGCCAAGGUGUACUUGGGCAUCCGCAAGAAGUUAAAGCCUCCCACGCCGUGGGGCUUCACGCUGCUACUGGACAAGAUGCACCUCUACCUGGCCUGCACUGAUGAGGAUGAGAUGUGGGACUGGACCACCAGCAUCCUCAAAACCCAGCAUGAUGACCAGCAGCCAGUGGUCCUGCGCCGCCGCUCCGCCUCUGACCUGGCCCGGCAGAAGUUUGGCACCAUGCCCUUGCUGCCCAUCCGCGGGGACGACUGCGGUGCUACCCUCCUCUCGGCCAACCAGACCCUGCGGCGACUUCACAACCGGAGGACCCUGUCCAUGUUCUUUCCCAUGAAGUCAUCGCAGGGGUCUGUGGAGGAGCAGGAGGAGCUGGAGGAGCCUGUGUAUGAGGAGCCAGUGUACGAGGAAGUGGGGGCCUUCUCCGAGCUAACCGAGGAAACCUCCACCUCCUUCGCCAUGCCAGAGCGGACAGCCGACUCCGAGGCCCCCUCUGCCAAGCAGAGGUCCUUUGAUCAGUCACUGCUCUCCAAGGCAGGCGACCUGGGCCUGGAAGAGCAGCCCCCCGAGCCCCCUUUGAGCCCCCCUUCAAAGAGAAGCCCCCAGGCGCAGGGGUCCCUGGAGGAGCAGCUGCUCCAGGAGCUCAACAACCUCAUCCUCAGGAAGGGAGAGCCCCUGGGCAGCCCCUCCCAGCCCCCCAGCCCCCAGCCCCCCAGCCCUCAGCCCUCCAGCCCUGAGCCCCCCAGCCCUCAUUGCCUUGCAACACAGAAAGGGGGCUUUCUUGCUCAGCCUCCCUGCACCUCCAGCGCCCCCUCCAGCCAGCCCCUCACCUGAUCUGGGACUGCCGGUCUGAGGGGGUAGGUAACCCACCAUGCCUGACACGACUUCCGGGAGCUGCCUCUCUCUGGCUGGGAGACCACAGGGUCCAGUGUGGGGCUGUGGCAGGGGCCUGUACAGGACUGAGGGCUCCCAGGGCUGGAUUCUGUCUGGAGAAGGGCAGGUCACAGCCUCUCUGGGCCUCAGCUCACUUAACAGUACUCUGCGGUAGUGGGCAAGAAGAACAGUGAAUGCCAAACCCUGGCUCAGAGCUCCAAGUCCUACUUCUUUUCCCCACGAGGAUGAGCCGUGCUUUAUAUGUCUGACCCGAAAGGGUUCUGUCAGAGAUGGGGUUUUAGGGGCUGGAGACAUAGGACAGCAGGCAGGGCACUUGCCUUGCAUACAGCUGACCUAGGCUUAAUUCCUGGCACCCCUAUGGUUCCCCUGAGCCCUGCAAUGAGUGAUCCCUGAGCACAGAGCCAGGAGUAAGCCCUGAGAACGGCCAGGUGUGAUUCUAAAAAAAAAAAAGGAGGGGGGAGGGGAUGUUUUACUGCAUUACAGGGAAGCAGUUGGGCUGGAGAUGUAAUCCAGGGGUUGAGGAGCUUGUCUUGUAUGCAGUGGACACUGGUUUGGUCCCUGGCAUCAAAUGGUCCUUUGAGCAUUGCCAGGUAGGGUCCAAACCACAGCACCCCUCAACUCAAGAAAAAUAUUUGAAGGUCCAGUUGCUGAAUGAUCUUCAAAUCUACCUUACUCCACCUCCUUUGAGGACAACAUUGAAGCUCUAGAGGACCUAGGUCAGCUGGGGUUGGAAGUUGGGGCAAAGAGGAGCUAAAAAAGGACACGUCACUGUUAAUAAACCUUGGAAUCACA